AUGGCUCCCAAGCUCCGAUUGCUGGCCCUCGGGCUGUGUCUGGCCCCCUUCUCAGUUGCCCUCGGCCUGAACUUGAGCACAUUCGCCGGACAGGCAACGCUCUUCCGCCUACAGCACGAGGCUGCUCAAGAGGACGGCCGGCUCAGGCUAGGGCCCGAGGACGUAGCAGGCAUCGACGAAGAAGAAGACGCGGAUAAGAAAUGUACCAAGGAUAAGGAAUGCAAGCUUGGUUGCUGCGGCCCUUUAGAUGAACAAGGCAACGGAGUCUGCGGCCUCGGCCCCAGGUUCUGUGGCGAAGGCUGCACGUCGACUUGCCACUACAAGAGCGAGUGCGAUCCCGGCUGGGGCCAAGAGUGGUCCAACGCAACAGAGUGCCCUCUGAAGGUAUGCUGUAGCGAGUUUGGUUUCUGCGGCACGACGGUCGACUACUGCAAAGGCGCCACGGUCACCUCGCCGCAGUGUGCCCGCGACCAGCACUCGUCGGAUAAGCGCACCAUCGGGUAUUACGAGGGCUGGAACUACCAACGGCCGUGUGGCAACAUGGAGCCUGAGGAGAUCCCGCUGGGGUAUUAUUCCCACAUCAACUUUGCCUUUGCGCUGAUCAACCCGGACACAUACCGGCUGGACCCCAUGGACGAAGGUACUGCGUCUAGGUACAGUCGCGUGUCGGCGCUAAAGCAAAAGCAGGACGACCUCGAGGUGUGGAUUGCUAUUGGGGGCUGGGCCAUGAAUGACCCUGGCAGGUACCGAACUGUCUUUUCGGAUAUGGCAAAGUCUGAGAAGGCGCAGGAUGCCUUCUUCGACUCGCUGAUCUCCUUUUUGAAGCAGCAUAACUUUGACGGCGUAGAUCUGGACUGGGAGUACCCUGUUGCACAAGACCGUGGUGGUAUUGAGGAGGACUUUGAAAACUACGUCAAUCUGCUCAAAAGGUUGAGGCAACGCCUGAACUCUUCUGGGAGGAAGUAUGGCUUGACAUUAACUCUACCUGCUUCUUAUUGGUAUCUCCGAGGAUUCGACAUUAUCAACAUGGAGCAGUAUCUCGACUGGUUCAACAUCAUGACCUAUGACAUCCAUGGCGUUUGGGAUGGGGCAAUCGAGUCCCUCGGUCCAUAUGCCUUUGCGCACACCAACCUCACCGAGAUUCAGUUGGGUCUCGAGCUUCUUUGGCGCAACAACAUCAACCCUGGGCGUGUGGUACUUGGUCUUGGAUUCUACGGCCGCAGCUUCACCAUGAAGAGCUCCAGCUGUCUGGACGCGGGCUGCGAGUUCAAAGAGGGCGCCAAGGGUGGAGAUUGCACUGGGACGCCUGGUGUGCUCUCGGCAGCCGAAAUCAACAAGAUCAUCAAGGACGGCGCCCAGGUAAAGCUCGAUAAAGAAGCCGGCGUCAAGAUUGUAACCUGGAACAAUGACCAGUGGGUGUCGUGGGAUGAUGCCGAAACGCUUAAGACGAAAAUUGACUAUGCGAACGAUCACUGUCUGGGAGGAACCAUGGUCUGGGCUAUUGAUCUUGAUGAUGGAACAUUGAUCAAGGCACUAGGGCAGGGCCUUUCGAGGAAGGAGUCGGAUGUAUUUCCGGUGCCCAAGGUUGUUAAUUGCUUUGGAACGGUAUGGGAGGAGAAAGAUGAGCUUUGA
Messenger RNA from Fusarium vanettenii 77-13-4, 1632 nucleotides. RefSeq lists its product as uncharacterized. The transcript has 6 exons. NCBI's taxonomy places the organism in Eukaryota, Fungi, Ascomycota, Sordariomycetes, Hypocreales, Nectriaceae. Gene Ontology annotation, molecular function: chitin binding; hydrolase activity, hydrolyzing O-glycosyl compounds. The coding region runs from base 1 to 1632 and encodes 543 amino acids. The record is from RefSeq and is a predicted model, not a curated record. Gene Ontology annotation, biological process: carbohydrate metabolic process.